Tupaia belangeri chinensis (Chinese tree shrew) is the source of this 2526-nucleotide messenger RNA. RefSeq names its product Kell metallo-endopeptidase (Kell blood group) (gene KEL). Gene Ontology annotation, molecular function: metalloendopeptidase activity. Bases 155 to 2380 code for a protein of 741 amino acids. The record is from RefSeq and is a predicted model, not a curated record. Lineage: Eukaryota; Metazoa; Chordata; Mammalia; Scandentia; Tupaiidae. The transcript is spliced from 19 exons. Gene Ontology annotation, biological process: protein processing. Gene Ontology annotation, cellular component: plasma membrane.
GGGGAGUAGAGUGGUGCAGAAGUGCCCCUUCUCCAGGUCCAAGGAGCUGGGGUAGGGGCAGGAGGGAGGCCAUUUCUUGAAUUGAACCCCAGGCCCCUGCCUGAACACCUGGAGUGGAAACAAGAAGGAUUCUGGGAGCACAAGAGAAGGACAGAUGGACCGUGGUAACAAGAGUGGGGAAGAGUCAAAGGAGCCAGGCUGGGCCAGUGGGAUGAGGACUGUCCAGAGCCAGGAGAGCUCACCAGAAGAGCUGCCCAUGGAAUGGAGCAGACAGUGGGUGGUGGUGCGGCGAGUGCUGCUGGCUGUCCUGCUCUUUGGCCUGGUCAGUGGUAAUUCUGUGCUUUUGGUCUACAUCUUCAGGAACUGUGGCCCUGGCCCCUGCUAUUCGCCUGCAUGUUUGGACCUCUUGGCCCAUUAUCUGGCCUCUGGGAAUACCAGCAUGGCCCCUUGCACCAACUUCUUCAGUUUCACCUGUGGAAAGGCUAAAGGGAUCCAACCUCUUGAGGAUGAGAACAAAAGCCGACUUCGAAGAAUACUGGAGUCACCAGUUUCCUGGCACCUAGGCUCUGGGGAAGAGAAAGCCUUCCAAUUCUAUAAUUCCUGCAUGAAUACACACGCUAUUGAAGCUGCUGGGGCUAGUCCCCUCAGACAAGUUAUUGAAGAGCUCGGAGGCUGGCGAAUAUCUGGUAAUUGGACCUCCUUAGACUUUAACCGAACACUGAGGCUUCUGAUGAGUCAGUAUGGCUACUUCCCAUUCUUCAGAGCCUAUCUUGGACCUCUUCCUGUCCCUCCAUACACUACUGCCAUCCAGAUAGACCAGCCAGAGUUUGACGUUCCCCUCAAGCAAGAGCAGGAACAGAAAAUCUAUGCCCAGAUUGUUCGAGAAUACCUGACUUACCUGAAUCGGCUGGGGACCCUGCUGGGAGGAGACCCAGGCAAGGUGCAAGAACAUGCCUCCUUGUCCAUCUCUAUCACCUCACGGCUGUUCCAGUUUCUGAGGCCCCUGGAGCAGCGGCGGGCACAGGGCAAGCUCUUCCAGAUGGUCACUAUUGAUCGACUGCAGGAAAUGGCCCCUGCCAUCGACUGGUUGUCUUGUUUGCAAGCGAUAUUCGCACCGAUAUCCCUGAGCUCCUCCCAGUCUCUCGUGGUCCACGACCUGGAGUAUUUGAGAAACAUGUCACAGCUGGUAGAAGGCCUGCUUCUGAAGCACAGUGACUUUCUGCAGAGUCAUAUGAUCUUGGGGCUGGUGGGGACCCUUUCGCCGGCCCUGGACAGUAAAUUUCAGGAGGCACGCAGAAUACUGAGGCAGAAACUGCGGGAGCUGACGGAGCGACCACCCAUGCCAGCUCACCCUCGAUGGAUGCAGUGCGUGGAGGAGACAGGAGCCUUCUUCAAGCCUACCCUGGCGGCCUUGUUUGUUCAUGAAGCCUUUGACCCGAACACCAGAAGUGCUGCCAUGGAACUAUUCACUGCCGUCAAGGAUGCCCUCAUCUCUCGCUUGCAAAGAGUUUCCUGGCUAAAUGAAGAGACCCGGAAAGAGGCCCAGGACAGGGUCACCCACCUGCAGGUGAAGAUGGGGCCUCUAGAAUGGGUCCUAAAGCCAGAACCAGCCAGACAACAAUACGGAGAUAUACAACUUGGACCCAGCUUCCUGCAGUCCUUCCUGAGCUGUGCCCGAUCCCUCCGAGCCAGAAAUGUCCAGAGAUUUUUGCUGCCUUUUCCCCACCUCAGGUGGCAGGUGUCGCCCUGGGAGGUCAAUGCUUACUAUUCAAUUUCUGACGAUGUGAUGGUCUUCCCAGCUGGACUCUUCCAACCCCCAUUCUUCCAUCCUGACUACCCAAGAGCCGUGAACUUUGGCGCUGCUGGCAGCAUCAUGGCCCGUGAGCUGGCGCACCUCUUCCACCAGCUCUUACUCCCUGGGGGCUGCCCAGCCUGUGACACUCAUGCCCUACAGGGGGCACUCCUGUGCCUGGAACGCCAUUAUGCUGCUUUCCCAUUACCCAAUGGAUCGUCCUUCAGUGACUCCCACACACUCCUAGAGAAUGCUGCAGAUGUGGGGGGGCUGGCCAUCGCACUAAAGGCAUACACCAAGAGGCUAUUACGGUACCAUGGGGAAACCACCCUACCCAACAUGAACCUCAGCCCUCAGCAACUCUUCUUCCGAAGCUAUGCCCAGGUAGGAAGCUGCCACCUCCCACCACAUCUUGCUUCAUAUCAGGUGAUGUGUAAGGGCCUUAGCUCCCAGGACUCUCAGGACGCCCACAGCCCCCCGAUCCUGCGAGUCCACGGUCCCCUCAGCAACAGCCCAGCCUUUUCCAGGCACUUCCACUGCCCACGUGGUGCCCUCUUGAACCCCUCCAGCCACUGCCAAGUCUGGUAACCCAAGACAUCGCCAUCGAGUUCAUCAACAUCCAGGGAACUGGGGCAAUAUCUCCUCUGCCAUUUCUUCCCAAAAUUAAAAGCCAGCACUUGGCUUCCUCCUGUCUCUUAAUGAUUGUCUCCUGCUAUGUCCUAUGCCUAGAAGUC